This is a messenger RNA of Seriola dumerili (greater amberjack), 2122 nucleotides long. It is a transcript of the gene nkpd1, whose product is annotated as NTPase KAP family P-loop domain containing 1. Lineage: Eukaryota; Metazoa; Chordata; Actinopteri; Carangiformes; Carangidae. The transcript is spliced from 4 exons. The record is from RefSeq and is a predicted model, not a curated record. The coding region runs from base 39 to 2111 and encodes 690 amino acids.
CUGUAGGACUCUACUCUUCAUGUCAGAAUCGAAUUAAUAUGAUCCUCGAAAAAAUGGAAGUGUACAUGAACAGGGAGGCUGUGAGGAUUGAGACGGAACACAAAGGCAGGCCCCGCUCAGUCAAGCCUUCAUUUGGAGGCUUUCUAGCGCUCAUUGGCCGACUGCUCUUCUACAGGCCCAUUUGGACUGAGGAGAACCAGCAGCACCGUGACGUCAGGUUCAUUUAUGUGCAUUUCAGUGCCUGGCAUUUUGCAGGCAGUGACAUGCUUUGGGCCGGACUAGCCAUACGACUGUUUCAGGCCAUGCAGAUGAACUUUGGGAAAUUACAGCUCGUACUUUACCGUGUGGCUCAACACGAUGAAGAGGACGAAAUCAAGAAGAAGGUUGUAAUGGAGAAUAGUACUAACCACUGGAGAUCCAAGAAGAUUUGCUGCUGCCCCCUGUGGUUUCUCAUCCUGUCCAUUCUCGUGGUACCACCUAUCAUCCUGGUGUUCGUAUUGACAGUUGGCCUUCCCAAACCCGAGGUGGAACCAGACGAGGAGGUGAAUAACACAAAAGGCCAGGUGGGUGUGGUGGAGGGCGUGGUCAUUGCUGUGUUAGGAGUCCCUGCAGCGAGCGCAUUGAGGUUUACCUUUCAGAUGGUUAAGAACCUCAUCUUCAGCCAGGAAAUGAACCUUAAGAAGGGGUUGGACAAUGAGCAGAUCAGCAACCAACUGGGCUUAAUGAAUGAGGUGAGGAUGGAAAUGUGGUUCCUGUCUCGCUUCAUCCAGUUUAUGGAAAUAUUUGAGAGAAGAAGGAUUCGAGUGGUGCUGAAGAUCACCAACCUGGACCGGUGCGCCCCCAAGAAAAUUGUUGCAGUUCUGGAUGCCAUCAACAUUCUGCUUUCAGACGAGGAGAGUCCGUUUAUUUCCAUUCUGGCAGUAAACCCAGAAGUUAUUGUAGAGAAAGUGAACUUUGCAGACGGCUGCUUCAGCAAAGAGGACAGAGCUUAUGCAAUGUUGAACCGCAUUGUGACUCUGGCCUUCACAGUCCCACCACUGUGCGACGAUUUAAAGUGCAGGUUUUUUUACAGCCUCACAAGAAAUUCAAAAGAUAAAAAUAGAGCUUGGGACCUCACGAAGACAUCUUCCUCAGAUGUAUCAGAAGUACUAAUUGCACUGGAAGAGUCACAGCAACUGAUCAAUAACACUACAGCAGCACUGGAUGUAAAAGACAACGAAGUAGAGCAGCUGGUGGAGAGCAGCCUGACCAACAAUGAAAGAAAUAUAAACAAGUACAUGUUAGAUGAUGCCAUGUCUAUGAGGAGGGUGAUCAACUCCAUUCGAGUGACUGUGAUAAUGAUGAAGGCUUUGGGGAAAGAGCCUCGUCAACCAGAAUACAUUGCAGCAUGGGUGGUCUUAGCCAAUCAGUGGCCCUGCCGACUUAGCUGGAUCAUCCAGUGUGCAGAAGACGCUCAGCAGAGAGCAGAUAUUGAUCAGGAAAAUGUGACCAACACUGAUGAUUCAAAGACCUUGUGGAAAGUCUUCAGUGAGUCCAGGGCAGAACUGUAUGUGAUGAGUGCACAGAUUGAGGACCUCCUCGAGCAGGACGGAGAUCCUGAGAUGUUCGAAAGAUUCCUAAAAGUAGAUUUCCAAUUCACCAUAAGGGACUUGAAGACGUUUGAAGUGGCAACGGUAAACCUGGAUCAUACGAUUAGGAAGGAGCUGGCUCAGAUCAGAGGGACAUCCAGGCUGAAAGACUCUGGUUGGAUGAGGGACCUGGCUCCUCUGCCUAUCACAACUAUCAUCAAUAUGAAUACAGAGGAUGUAUGCAAAGAGUUGGAGAGAAUGGAAUACCCCAGUAAGUAUAUUGAUAAGGUGAGAAGCAAUGACCUCAAUGGUUUGGCACUGCUCUUUGGUAGUGCAGAGGACCUGAAAGACCUCCUUGGUAUGACCUUUGGUGAAUGGGCAACUUUCAGACUGCACUUCCUGGGUUUACCAUCACAUCUCCGACCACAACACAAGAACGUGUCGACGGAGCCUCAUCAUCCUCAGAGUCAGCUUUUGAGAUUUAAAGCACAUGCUUUCGAUCAUCACUCGUCUAAUCCCAAUCUGGUUGAUAGUUCCAUGUAGGAUCCAGUCUG